CACAACUGUCAAGUGCUUGUCAAUAACCAGCUGAUUACGAUUAUUCUUCAUCUUUACGAAAAAACGAAAAAUAAAUGUAAAAACUAUAAUAUAUUUUUUUUAAUCUAUCCGCUUUAACAUCCCGCUACAGAUGCUUCGUAAAAUAGUUUUUGGAUCCGGCCUGGUGGCCUUAGUGCCUACCAUCAACGCUGCAACCCCAGUUCAGGAAUCCAAAGAGCCGGUGCGACCUCCACCUAUGAAACCUUCCGAAUUACCGAUAUAUGAAGCCCCUCAUGCCGAUUAUGCCGAGUAUUUGGAGGCACAAGCGAAAGACAAUAAAACUAGCUAUGUGAGAUCUGCGCUCUUAGCACCUGUGAGAGCUGUGAGGGAGCAGGUGCAGACUGCUGUGGCUCAUACCGAAUCUGCUACAAGUACUAUUAAGGACCAGUACUCUGAACUGCAGGAUAGAAGUGAAUGGAUUGUUCAAUAUUUAAGGGAAGAAGAGAACAAACAGAUGAGGUAUGGAGCUGUGGCAAUGGGUGGUCUUACUGGCUUUAUAUUUGGUCUGAGGGGUGGACUAAUUAGGAGAAUAUUCUAUGCCGGCUUAGGAACAACAGGUAUGGGCUAUGUAUGCUUCCCAGAGGAAACUAAGCAGCUCAUGAAAGACAAUGGGACACUCUUAAGGCAGUACAUUAAUAUUGCUUACAACUUCUGCUAUGGAGUAAAACCCGGCGACCCACAACUGGAGGUUAAAUUCCCAGAGUUGUCUUUCCCCAAAGACUUCUCUGAGUUUGUUGACAUGACAGUGUCUGUGGCCACAUCUGUCAAACAAGCUAUCAUGCCUCCACCAUCGAAAGAUGCAGUGGAAAGUAAAUCUUCUGAACAUAAGGAAUAGGUUACUUAUAUGAAGAAGAUAGUAAAAAUUACUGAUGAGCUCUGAAAGGAAAACUAAACAAGAAAUAAAAAUGGAAAAUGUUUUUUAGAAUCAUUAUUUAUUGUAACUGCAGUGUAACUUAUUCUAUAAUAUUAAAAUAAAA
Messenger RNA from Pararge aegeria (speckled wood butterfly), 1016 nucleotides. It is a transcript of the gene Mic26-27, whose product is annotated as MICOS complex subunit MIC27. The transcript is spliced from 8 exons. Gene Ontology annotation, cellular component: MICOS complex. Lineage: Eukaryota; Metazoa; Arthropoda; Insecta; Lepidoptera; Nymphalidae. Gene Ontology annotation, biological process: cristae formation. The coding region runs from base 131 to 874 and encodes 247 amino acids. The record is from RefSeq and is a predicted model, not a curated record.